Molecule: messenger RNA, 1064 nt
Organism: Effrenium voratum
Lineage: Eukaryota; Dinophyceae; Suessiales; Symbiodiniaceae
Source: the annotation of a GenBank genome assembly
GCGGACAGCAAUUUGCCGUUUGCGGGGACUCGACCUUCCACCCCUUCAAAGGGACAAGGGACUCCGAGAUCCAGUGGAUGGCGCCGCCGGUCCGAUGGGUCAAUCCCGAGCGGAAGAUCAACCUCCUUCGGAAAGAAGUGCAAGGACGGUUCCGUACGCGGACGCUACGAACCCGACAGCUGGCCGUCCUGCCGAUGGCUGCGGGGGGAAUACGUUUGCUGGUCAUCCUGCCGACGGUUUUGCCAGCACUCCGUUUGCUGGCCGUCCUGCCGACGGCGGAGCGAACAAUCCCUUUACUGGCCGGUAUGCCGACGGCAAGGAAGUGCCCCGGGUGCAACGUUCCGGUAGCGCCGGGGUACAUCUUCAAGAACUGCAACAUGUGCAGAGUGAGCGUGUGCGAGGGUUGCUUUCUACCGACGUCCACCUGUGCAAAGUGCAAUGCGAUCAUGAAUCGGACAGGGGCUCUGCCGGCCUCGGUGUUCGGUCCAACCGCUGGGCAGAUGGGGCGGACUGGUCUUCCCACUGAAGCCAGCCGAUGCAGGGACAUCACUCUUGAUCCGGAGCCCACGGCGCCGACGCUCUCGCGGUGGUUGACGGCGCUCAAGGAGGCCGCUAGGAACGCCUUUACCUAUGAUUGCACGUGCGCGCUCUCGUGGGUCAGGUCGGCUGAGGAUGCAAAAUCACUUGACGACUUGGACGUGCUGUGUGACUACCCGGCCCUAGAUGCCAGGUUGAGCUCUGCGCUCCGAGCCUGCACCCAGUCUCCAGCAUUGAAGUCAAGGAUUGACAAGCUGACCGCUGAGUCGCACAAGAAUCCUCGCCUGGGCUUCCCUAGCACGAAGAUCAUUUGGUGCAUCAUUGACCACCACAGGGCAAGUGUGCAGGGUCAAGAGACGGUCCUCAUUGGGGAGCUCUUCGGAAUGAAGAUGCCGGCCAUCACCCAGGGAGGCGGGGAAAGCCAAUUGGAGAAGUUCCUUAACUCCUGGGAGGUGGUGGAAGCGCAGAUUCAGGUUCCCAUUGACGAGCAGCUGAAAUUGCACAUUUUCUUUCAGCAGGUUAGUAAG